Yamadazyma tenuis ATCC 10573 is the source of this 554-nucleotide messenger RNA. NCBI's taxonomy places the organism in Eukaryota, Fungi, Ascomycota, Pichiomycetes, Serinales, Debaryomycetaceae. The record is from RefSeq and is a predicted model, not a curated record.
AAAAAAAUUCUCAUCAAGUGCUAGGAAAUUUUCAAUUGAAUUUUUAUUUCAAUACAUUACAUAUAGACGAAAAUGGCCAAGAUCAGUCAAGACGUUUCAUCUUCUCGUUCUAAAGCUAGAAAGGCUUACUUCACCUCUUCCUCCGUGGAAAGAAGAAAGUUGUUGUCUGCUCCAUUAUCCAAGGAAUUGAGAGAACAAUUCAACAUCAAAUCUUUGCCAAUCAGAAAAGAAGACGAAGUUUUGGUUGUCAGAGGUUCCAAGAAGGGUUCUGAAGGUAAGAUCUCUUCUGUGUACAGAUUGAAGUUCGCCAUCCAAGUUGACAAGGUUCAAAAGGAAAAGUCCAACGGUGCCUCCGUGCCAAUCAACUUGCACCCAUCUAAAGUUGUCAUUACUAAAUUACAUUUGGACAAAGACAGAAAGGCUUUGAUUGAAAGAAAGGGUGGUAAGUUCGAAUAAAUUAAUUCAUAUUAAUAAGAUAACGUUUAUACAUAAAUAAAAGUAACCAAAAUCUUUAAAUAAUUUGUUAAAUAUGAAUGUAUUAUAGCUUUGUAAAA